GUUACUGUUUACCCCACCUUUUGCGUCCUCAUCAAGAAUUAAUAAAAAAAUUUGUCGUUUGCGUAAUCUCAUGUUCAUGUCUACUAAAAAUGUGAGAAUUUGAAAUUUAGGCUUUUGACUUUAAUUGGGUCGUGACAGCAUGCCCUGUAUAGUGUAAUCCAAAAGACCAGGAAACACAUUUACCGAUAUUACCUUAGUUUUCUCCGCUAUCAAUUCCUGCAAAGGUAUAGCAUUCGAAAAAAUAAUCAUCGAGGUUAGACGUGGACAGGCAGAUUGUUUUUCCGCACAAAGGGGGUUUCCCCUGAACUAACCGAAUUACUUCUUGUUUCUCUUAAUGUAUCACUAUCAGUACAUUAUUACCCAUCGUUAUACUGAGGAAUAAUAAUGUUUAAAUUGAGAUCGUUUCUAGUAGUUUUCUUGUUACACGGAUUAACAUUUGUGUCCGCUGAUGACGACGGAACAAAUAGUGCUCAGAAAGCAGUCUUAGAUAUCUUGUCAUCAAGCAAUUACUCCAAAUUCGCCCGACCUGGGACACCAAGCACCCCGACGCAAAUUAAAGUGAACAUGCUCGUCAGAAGAGUAGAGAAAAUUGACGAUAUUUUAGUAAGUAUAAUUUAAAUGUAAUUCAGAUGUACUGAAUAUUUUAAUAACUUAAAUUCUCACAAGAUGCAACUAUCUAUGCAAUUUACUUUGCGACAAAUUUGGUAUGAUCCCCGAUUGCGAUACAGCAACCUGGUAAAAUCGCCCCCUUCAAUCGGAUAUGUCACGAUUGACGACUCUGCCGCAAAUUCGGCCUCCUUAUGGACGCCUGACAUAAUGUUUGGAAAUGAGGCGUCCUCAUCCAUUCAUCAAGUAAUGAAGCCCAACAGCUACAAAAGAAUCUUUCCGGAUGGGAUGGUGCUGUGGAGCACGAGGUUAACUUCGACCAUGUCUUGUCAAAUGGACCUCCGCUACUUUCCCUUCGAUAAACCCAUCUGUCCAAUUAUUUUAGUCCCCUUUUCAUCCACAACGAAAGACAUGCAUCUCAUGUGGGACGAUGAAGGGGGGCGCAACCCAAUCACAUUGUCAGUUCCAAGGUACCAGAGAAGAUUUUCAAAGUUUGACUUGGUAAAGUCGUCAGCAGGAACAUGCAGCACAUCAGGCGUCCCGGGUUUAGCAUCCAUUGGAAAUUUUAGCUGCAUCAAAAUGGAGCUGUAUUUGGAACGUCAGUCUGGAAUGUACUUGUCGAUGGUGUAUUUACCAACCUCGCUUUGCAUCAUGCUAUCAUGGAUAUCCUUCUAUUUGUCGAAAUCUAUCAGUACAAGGAUGAGUUUGACGGUGACGUUACUGUUGACCAUGGCCACGCAAAUUCAAGGGCUUAACGAUAAUAUGCCACAAGUUAGUUACGCGAAAAGCAUUGACUGGUGGACUGGUUUUUGCAUGGCAUAUGGCGCCCUAGCAAUCUUGGAGACAGCAAUCGUAGCCUAUUUAAUACAAGGACAAGAAACGCAAGUAGACAUUCUAAUGCAUGAAAAACGCUUCGUUAAAACAAUGAUGCUGGACAAGGUUUCAAGGGUACUGUUUCCUGCAGGAUUCCUAAUGUUCAUAAUUUUAUAUACACUCAUAUUUGUCGUCGGAAACGAAUUUAUCGAGGCAACUUGACAGAUUGAUAAUUUUGAUGUGCUGCGCACCAUAUGAAACAUUUUGAAUUUAUGAUAUUGGAUUUUAAUUUACCAAUGAUUUAUUUGAUUCGACAUAUUUAACUCAUUAACAUAUAUGCAUAAUUGCCAUAUGUUUAGCAAAUUAAACAUGUAAGGAGCACCAAUUAUUACAAAUAUUCACCAGUCUUCAAAUAAGCUAGCAAAUUUAGACAAGAAGCAGUACAUCCGCUCCAAGAUUUGAAAUCAUUGGAAGGAUUCCGUUUGUCUGAACAAACUU
Messenger RNA from Folsomia candida, 1917 nucleotides. RefSeq names its product glutamate-gated chloride channel. Gene Ontology annotation, biological process: chemical synaptic transmission; nervous system process; chloride transmembrane transport. Gene Ontology annotation, molecular function: transmembrane signaling receptor activity; chloride channel activity; extracellular ligand-gated monoatomic ion channel activity. The coding region runs from base 667 to 1641 and encodes 324 amino acids. Gene Ontology annotation, cellular component: synapse; membrane; neuron projection. The record is from RefSeq and is a predicted model, not a curated record. Lineage: Eukaryota; Metazoa; Arthropoda; Collembola; Entomobryomorpha; Isotomidae. The transcript has 4 exons.